AUGGCUGAUUCCAAACCUACAACUAGCAUGAGAUGCCAUCAUUGUGCUGGUCCUCUUUCUAAGGAGAUGGAAACUAGCGGGUGGACCGUUCCACCUCUUAUUAGGGAUAGCUUUUCUAUGAUUGGCUCUGCGGUUGGUGGCACAGCAAGUGCUUUUUAUGGAUUCAACCAUGUAGCUCGUCAUCUUAUGGCCAUUGUUUGUAUUGUAAUAUGCAUUCAGCUCUUCCAAAAACAUUGA
Prunus armeniaca (apricot) is the source of this 237-nucleotide messenger RNA. Lineage: Eukaryota; Viridiplantae; Streptophyta; Magnoliopsida; Rosales; Rosaceae. The record is from the annotation of a GenBank genome assembly.